CUCAUGCGGAUGUUGGUAUAGUGAAUGGUCGGGUAGCAAAACCCCACUCCAGACCUUACAUGGUUUCUCUUCAGAUUAACAAGGAACAUAUUUGUGGUGGAUUUCUCAUUCAUAACCAGUUUGUCUUGACUGCUGCACAUUGCAGACAAAAAAAUACGAUACUGACAGCUGUGAUUGGGGCACAUAACUUAAAGAAUGAGAAUGAGGGGUCUGUCCGCAUCGCAGUGAAGUCUUACCACAAGCAUCCAGGCUAUAGCUCAGCUAAUGAUCGUCUAAUGGAGAUGAAGGUGUAUAUAAUGGAUAACACAGAAUGUGAAACAAGAUGGGGAGAGAUAUACUCAGUUCCAAAGAUGAUGUGUACAUAUGGCAUUGGUGGAUUCUGCGAUGGAGAUUCUGGGGGUCCGUUAGUUUGUGGAGACACUGCAGUUGGUAUCGUAUCAUUUCAUGUCUUGGAUCUCUGCAAUUCGCCUAUGUAUCCUAAUGUGUAUACUAAGGUUUCACCUUAUCUGGAGUGGAUCAACAAAAUAAUAAAAAAUUUCAAGUGAAUUCAUGAAUUUAUUUCAAUAAAAGUAUCACA
Carassius auratus (goldfish) is the source of this 577-nucleotide messenger RNA. Its product is annotated as complement factor D-like. The record is from RefSeq and is a predicted model, not a curated record. The annotation marks the transcript as partial. The transcript is spliced from 4 exons. Gene Ontology annotation, biological process: proteolysis. Lineage: Eukaryota; Metazoa; Chordata; Actinopteri; Cypriniformes; Cyprinidae. Gene Ontology annotation, molecular function: serine-type endopeptidase activity.